AUGUACCGACAGAUACUCGUGGACAGUCGAGGCUGCGACUUACUGCGAAUUGUUUGGAGACCAGAACCCCAAGGUCCAAUAAAGCACUACCGGCUAAACACAGUAACUUAUGGCACCGCCAGUGCUCCCUUCCAAGCAACACCUACACUACAACAGGUCGCUGAAGACGAGCAAUUCACGUCACCAUCAGCAAGUGAAAGCAUCAAAAAGGACUUCUAUGUAGAUGACUUGCUGACCGGAUCCUCGACCAUAGAAGGUGAAGCGAAAUUGCAAAACGAUAUUGUGACCGUUCUCAAAAAAGCUGGAUUUAACAUUCGCAAAUGGUCCACGAAUUAUGAGGAGGUUCUGAAACAUGUAAGCACCGCUGACCGGGAAACGUCUGACGUAGUCAACAUCAAUCUAGAGAAUACCGUCAAGACAUUGGGUUUGCAAUGGAUUCCUAGAGACGACAUAUUCACCUUAAAAGUGAAACUGCCUUACAUCUCAGCGAACGAGCCAGUUACGAAACGAAUAAUUACAUCCAAUGCUGCAAGAUUAUUCAAUCCGCUUGGUUGGAUCCAGCCCAUCAUAUUAGUUAGCAAGAUAUUUAUCCAAAGGUUGGGGCUACAGAAACUGGAUUGGGAUAAGCCCGUACCUGACCAGUUGAAAAUCGAGUGGCUGACCUACAUGAAGGAGUGGCCAGCGUUAUCACAACUUCAAAUACCACGAUACAUACAGACGUCUGAUCGCUGCAAGGUAGAACUUCAUGGUCCCUGCGACGCGUCAAUGGCAGCUUUUGCAGCGGUGAUUUACGUUCGAGUAAUACAUCCGGAUGGCACGGUAUCUGCGAACAUAUUAACAUCGAAAUCGAAAGUGGCACCUUUAAAGAUACAGUCAGUACCCCGGCUAGAAUUGAACGGUGCCGUCCUACUAUGCAGAUUGAUAAAACACGUGAAGCAAGCCAGCGAAUUCCCUGCCGACACAGCUGAAUUUUACUGGACGGAUUCGACCAUUGUGCUCGCUUGGUUGAUCACCCAGCCAGAUGGAAAACGUUCGUCGCAAAUAGGGUGA
Messenger RNA from Hermetia illucens (black soldier fly), 1050 nucleotides. RefSeq lists its product as uncharacterized. The record is from RefSeq and is a predicted model, not a curated record. Lineage: Eukaryota; Metazoa; Arthropoda; Insecta; Diptera; Stratiomyidae. The transcript has a single exon. The coding region runs from base 1 to 1050 and encodes 349 amino acids.